This is a messenger RNA of Cucurbita pepo subsp. pepo (vegetable marrow), 1468 nucleotides long. The record is from RefSeq and is a predicted model, not a curated record. NCBI's taxonomy places the organism in Eukaryota, Viridiplantae, Streptophyta, Magnoliopsida, Cucurbitales, Cucurbitaceae.
UAAAAAUUAAAAUAAAAUCUCUCUGUUUCAGAAGUUUAACGUGGACGGUGACGAUGAGCUUUCUGAACCCUCCGAUGAUGGAGCCUUCGCAGCCCCAAAAUCCCGACGACUACUCUGCUGCUACGACGAUUAUCACCUUCCAACGUCCAAUUCCUCUUCUUCGCGGACCAAUUCGAGCCGGUCGAUCUGAAAAUCCAUCGGCAGGUCCGUACUUGCUUGCAUUUAGAGAUCCUCAAGCUUGGAAAUCUGCCUACAAAAUCUGCGAGUCUAAAAUCAUCGAACAAUGCGAGGCCGGCGCGAGGAUCGGUUGCUCAAUAACUGCUAUCAACAAAUGCAAGCGGCCGUGGUGGAGUUUUUUGAUACAGUCGAAGAAAGGGCUGGAUUUGAAGGAUAGGGAGCAGUGCGAAGAGCGCGAAAUGGAGGCUUGUUUGGCUGGCGCGAAGGAGAAGUGUGUCGGUUUUGCGAAGGAGAAGUGUUCUAAACCGUUCAUGGAAGCUAGAAUUGUAGCGAGGGGGAGAAAUAUAACAGAGAAGGAGGCGAAGAUGUGGAUUUGUUGGGCUUCAAUGGCUGAUAAAAAAUUUUCUGUCCCUUCGUUUGAGAUAGGCCGAAAGUUUUCUGGAGUUGGUCUUGAGAAGACGACUUAUCGGGCUAAUGAAUUGCUUGACAAUUAUUUUUCUUGAAUGGGUGCUAGUGACGCUGUAUCAUUUAAUGGUUGCCCUUCAUGGGGGGGUUUCGACAGUAAACUCUGUGUAUCGCCACAAACAUUUGACAUGAAGGAUUUUUUUUUAAAGGUCCGAUCUGGUGGAGCAUGUACGGUGGAUGAACAACUGCUGCAAUGGUUCAAGCGAAGAUGGACGAUAUGAAGGACAGUUUCUUGCAUAUGCCUAAUGCUGUUAGACGGCCAAACAUACCACAAUUUACGGGUGUUGGAUCACAUGAAUCAAAAUUAAUAGUCAAGCAUAAUAGCUUGAGUUGGGCUUUUUGAUCUAGUGCUGAUUCAACAGUCAACACCACAUAAAAACCCAUCCUUCGUGAUGAAAUCCUUAUUAAGUAAUGACUACGGCGGACAAUGCAUCCAAAUUAAAGCAGCUGCUCAGUGCAUAAUUUGAUUCUGAUCCUUUAUGGCUGCUGUGAUUAAAUCAAUAUGAUGAUGUCGCUCAGAUCUCAUCCCCAAAUAAGCAUCUGUAUUGAAGUUAUCAGAAAAAGUGGAAAUGUAAGUAUUCUGUACCUAAAGUUUCUCCAGUUGGGUUUCAUCCAAUCCACCCGCAACCACUUCACAUGUGUUUUUUGAAAUUUUCUUCUAAAUUGCAAACUACUCUUUUUCUUGCAUCUUCUGUCCGUGAUUUUGACUGCUUUUGUUGCCCAAUGUUUCCCAAAUAGUUCAAUAACAUUAAACCAAUACUCUGCUUUGCUUAUAUAUAAAAUGGUUGCUUCUUUUAAACAAAACCAUAUAUUGGACUAUUUUUAG